This is a messenger RNA of Trematomus bernacchii (emerald rockcod), 1482 nucleotides long. Its product is annotated as NACHT, LRR and PYD domains-containing protein 12-like. NCBI's taxonomy places the organism in Eukaryota, Metazoa, Chordata, Actinopteri, Perciformes, Nototheniidae. The transcript has 5 exons. Gene Ontology annotation, molecular function: protein binding. The coding region runs from base 490 to 906 and encodes 138 amino acids. The record is from RefSeq and is a predicted model, not a curated record.
GGGUCCAGACUGCAGACUGCAGACUCUCAAGUCAGUUCACUGACUCUCUGUUACUGCUGGAGAUCUCAUGUUUCAUUAGAUAUUCAUCCUGAUUCUUCUACAUCAUUAACUUACAUCCAUUCAGUUGUAAAUGUUGUUUUGUUCAAAUGUGUAUUUCUCUAAAUGUAGUCUGCAGUCAUAACAGUUGAUUGUUUCCUAAAGAAACUAUUAUUCUUCCUGUUAGUUGUUAAAGUAAAUGUAUGUUUUCUUUAGUAAAUGGUCUGAAUAAAGAAGAUCCUCUGAACGAAUAUUAGUUUUACAUAAAGUUUACUUUCUGACAUAGAAAUGUUUAUGUUCCCAAUCGUUUAGAUGUGAACAGAAGGCUGAUAUAAAGAUGAUCCGGUCACUGUUAUUCAGGGAAAAGUUCAUUGAUUAGGACGCAGUAAUGAUGAGCUGCACAUUUCAGACUUGAACAUCUCAUUGGAUUAAAGACUGAUCUUUAUCCUCAUCAUGUUUUCUUUAUUCAGACUGGAGCGCUGCAGGUUGUCAGAGAUCAGCUGUUCUGCUCUGAUCUCAGCUCUGAAGUCCAACAUCCAUCUGAGACAUCUGGACCUGAGUCUCAACGCUCUGAAGGAUUCAGGAGUGGAGCUGAGAGAUCUUCUGGAGGGUCCAGACUGCAGACUGCAGACUCUCGGUCUGAGUGAAUGCAGGUUGUCAGAGAUCAGCUGUUCUGCUCUGGCCUCAGCUCUGAAGUCCAACAUCCAUCUGAGAGAUCUGGACCUGAGUUACAACAGAAAGAUGCAGGAUUCAGAUGAGAAGCUGCUGAGAGAUCUUCUGGAGAGUCCAGACUGCAGACUGAAGACCCUCAGGAUCGGAGGACGAGAGCCGAUCAGAGCCACGAUCCAGAAGACCUGUGACAGGAAGUGAAGACACACAGAAAGCAGCAACCUUCUGGGGGCCAGUGUUUAUUACUUCACUGUGGAUAACAGGAAUGUCCUUCUCAAUAGCGAGGAGGAGGAGAUCAGAAAGCCUCUCUUCUGUACAUUGGCUUCUGAGUGUGUCUUUCACACACUGGCAGCUUAGUCAUUUGUUCAUCACCACUCACCUUCCAAAUAAGCCAAGAAAAGCCGGUAUAAUGUGGGACAGUAAAGUGGGAGGUGCUGCUACCUGUCUGUCUGAAGGGACUGCCGAUGUCCGCACCGCUGUGCGCGAGACGUGGAGGGAGGGAGAGCAGCGGAACUUCACUGUCUAAUCUCCCGACCUGAUAUUUUUAUUUUUUAUUCAAUCAAUAUAUUUUUGGAAAGUGUGCGCAAACAGCAGUAGAUACAUAUUCAUUUAUUUAAAAAAAUAAAAAAAUAAAAAGCACCCCAUAAAAAGGGCACUUUCUCUGGAGGAAGAAAAAGGGCAGGGGCUCAAGCCCACUUUGAGGUCUAUGUGUGCACGUGCCUGGCUCUAACGAAGAGUGGGUUUAAAGGAACAAUAAAUAUGCCAUUUUGUGUUUUU